AUGGGAGCUGCACAAUGCCGAGUUUGUUGCGAGGAUGAGACUGACUCGGGCCAGAUGGUGACAGUGGAGACGAUGACGACCGUUGCUGAUGCCAUCCGACUUCAACAGGAAGAGAAAGCACACCCUUUGAAGCAAGGCUUGUUCGGUGGUACGCUGCAGGGCAGAUGGCGAAGAAUGCAGGACAAAUGCCUUUUGGGUCGAAUCCAAGACAACAAGAUGAUAUGGCAGCCCCUUUAUCAACACCCACCAACCUUGUUGAAGGCACUCGGGGAAGACAGGAUUUGCAUGGAUUUGGAGGGUGUGAGGCACGAGGGCAUGGUGGUGUAUUCGGCAUCCAGCAGCAAGCUGCUGAUCAACUGGAGCGACGGUGAAGUUUGGACGAAAGAACUCUAA
Symbiodinium sp. CCMP2456 is the source of this 393-nucleotide messenger RNA. The record is from the annotation of a GenBank genome assembly. NCBI's taxonomy places the organism in Eukaryota, Dinophyceae, Suessiales, Symbiodiniaceae.